Zychaea mexicana is the source of this 1330-nucleotide messenger RNA. RefSeq lists its product as uncharacterized. The coding region runs from base 126 to 1121 and encodes 331 amino acids. Gene Ontology annotation, biological process: retrograde vesicle-mediated transport, Golgi to endoplasmic reticulum. NCBI's taxonomy places the organism in Eukaryota, Fungi, Mucoromycota, Mucoromycetes, Mucorales, Lichtheimiaceae. The transcript is spliced from 4 exons. The record is from RefSeq and is a predicted model, not a curated record.
AAAUCAAAACACGCGCGCCCACCCCAGGUCAUCGACCAACACCCUAUUUUUCUUUUGCCGCCUCUACACCACACCACCUUCCGCUGUUGCUGCUGUUCUUUCUUUCCUGACGUGUUGCUUGUGUUAUGCCAGAACUAUCCGAACAAGAAAAACUUGAGCGUCGACGAGAAAAGCGCAAACAAAAGAUUCUUGCGUCUGCAGAAAACAGACUGAAUCGCAUUACGGGCACUGCAUUCCCCAAUCGACCUUCACCUACACCAUCACCUUCUACAUCAACGUCUUCACUUGCGCGAUCGGAAACACCACAACGAGAACGACCAAGGUCACGUUCGCCUUCGCCCGCAAUAUUUGCAAGCACGUCAACGGAUACAUUGCGAUCCAGAAAGGCUUCGACGACAACAACGUCUUCAGUACCACCAUUACCACCAGCAGCAGCAGCAGCAUCGCAGCAAACAUCGCAACCGAGACCUGCGGAUGCCGAUCCAUGUGAAUCGCUUGGUGCACCACAACCCAUUCCUUCACUUAGCUUUUCAACAAGUGACGGAACCACACCUUCGUUAGAAGCCAUGUUUGCUGCAGGCGAGGCAGGAGUGCCACCACCGAAUCUGAACGACUUGCUUGGCGGACAAUUUCCUUUCAAUCCAGCAUUACUUGCCACGUUGCAACAACAACAGCAGCAACAACAACAGCAACAGAUGGAUGGACCGACAGAUACUUCUGCCAAAUAUUGGAAUUUGCUUCAUUUCAUCAGUAUGAUUUGGUUGGGAGCGUACGCGGUGUAUACAGAAUGGUCUACCGUGGGCGCAGAGCGGUUUGCUGGUCUACUGUCUGCAUCAAGCCCUGAAGGAUACUCUGGAAUUCAUUUCCCAUUGUUUUGGUAUUUCGUAACAUUGGAGCUGAUGUUACAAUCGGCGCGUAUGUUAUACCAACAAGGCAACACGAGUAGCAGUUCAUUACUACUGUCGACACUCAUCCAAUAUUUACCACCCCAAAUGGCCAACGCAGCAAAUGUGCUACUUCGUUACUGGAUCAUUGUAUCAGCGUUGAUCAAGGAUUGCUUUGUCUUGGUCUUUAUCAUCGGAUUCGCUCAGAUACUUUCGACAACGGUUGCUGGAUCAUAACAAACUAAAGAUGAUUCCCGGAUUGCUUUUUCUGUUUUUUUUUUUUUUGGCAUAACACACACAAAGAAGAUAUAUAUAAAUUUUCUAUACAGGUUGAUUGGUCUUUUUUUUAUGUUAAUUCUCUUGGAAAUGGUCUGUACAAAAAGGAAAACGUGUGUUUGUCAUGAGAGUAGUAGUAGUAGUAGUCGUGGUGGUGGUGGUGGUGAUGG